UCAGGCUGGUAUCAAAGCAGCCCACCUUGGCCUCCCAAAGUGCUGGGAUUACAGGCAUGAGUCCCUGCGCAUGGCCGGACCUGGGUUCUUGACUCUUUUCUGGAAGGCAGGGAGAACCCAGGACUAGUUUCCCAGGGACCCUGUACCUGCCAGAGGAGCGUCAUAGCCCAGCUGCCUCUGUCCUCCCAGGUAUGGGAGUGUGUCAGCUCCCAGGGGAGUCCCACUACGUGAGCUUUGAUGGUAGUAACCAUUCUAUCCCGGAUGCCUGCACUCAUGUCCUGGUGAAAGUGUGCCACCCCGCCAUGGCCUUGCCCUUCUUCAAGAUCAGUGCCAAGCAUGAGAAGGAGGAAGGUGGAACUGAGGCUUUCCGCCUUCACGAGGUCUACAUUGACAUCUACGAUGCCCAGGUCACCCUGCAGAAGGGCCACCGUGUGCUGAUCAACAGCAAACAGGUCACCCUCCCCGCGAUCUCCCAGAUCCCUGGGGUCAGUGUCAAGUCCAGCAGCAUCUACACCAUUGUUAACAUCAAGAUCGGGGUGCAAGUCAAGUUUGACGGGAAUCGUCUCUUAGAGAUUGAAAUCCCCACAACCUACUAUGGAAAGGUCUGCGGCAUGUGUGGGAACUUCAAUGAUGAGGAAGAGGAUGAACUAAUGAUGCCCAGCGACAAACUAGCACAUAGUGAUGGUGAAUUUGUGAACAGUUGGAAAGAUAAGAGCAUUGACUCAAGGCUAUCCAGAAGAGAAUCCUUCACCAGCCCAAGUGUGAGCAGGCCUGGAGACUCUGCUGCUGAACUGCACCCCCUGAUGGCCAGCCUGGAUGUCACCUCUAUCCUGCUUGAGCCAGGCUCCCUGGAUCCCUGGACCACCUCCGCUCAGAGACUCAGGCAAGAGCUACAGAUGCUCAUGACUGAAUGUCUCACCUGGGCCCGGAAUAGCAGCAUCAAGCACCCUCUUAGCCUAACUCAGAAGUCAGAGUUCCUAUUUCAUCAGUUGCAAAGCAGAGACAAUGCCAUCUGCCCGAUAGCAGAGCAAAAGGCAGGUACUGCCAACCCUGUGGUGCAGCUGCUGCCUCAGUUUCCCCUCAUGCUCCAGGUCCCCACUGUGGCGGUUGCUCUUCCCUGA
Messenger RNA from Nomascus leucogenys (northern white-cheeked gibbon), 1121 nucleotides. RefSeq names its product zonadhesin-like. The transcript is spliced from 6 exons. The record is from RefSeq and is a predicted model, not a curated record. Bases 192 to 1121 code for a protein of 309 amino acids. Lineage: Eukaryota; Metazoa; Chordata; Mammalia; Primates; Hylobatidae.